This is a messenger RNA of Cyphomyrmex costatus, 1596 nucleotides long. Its product is annotated as acyl-CoA Delta(11) desaturase. The record is from RefSeq and is a predicted model, not a curated record. The transcript is spliced from 6 exons. Gene Ontology annotation, molecular function: stearoyl-CoA 9-desaturase activity; iron ion binding. Gene Ontology annotation, cellular component: endoplasmic reticulum membrane. The coding region runs from base 342 to 1457 and encodes 371 amino acids. Gene Ontology annotation, biological process: unsaturated fatty acid biosynthetic process. Lineage: Eukaryota; Metazoa; Arthropoda; Insecta; Hymenoptera; Formicidae.
AAAACGGGGUAUGGCGGCGAUAGCUUUAUUAGAUUGUGAACAGUCUUAAGGAGAAAAGCAAGUACUGCGUUAUAUUCUGAUCUGGAGAAGACCAUCCUGUGCAGCAUAAAACGAUCUAAAAUCUUGAUUUGUUGUGUUUAGAUUUGCAUGUAUUUUAUACAACAAUAUCACGUUCAAUAAAUCGAAUUAUAAAUAUUGGCGAAUCUCUCGAAAACUACUUGAGAUGCAGAAUAGCAACUGAAUCGAUUCGCGUGCUUAAGAAUCAACGGUGGAUCUAUUGUCAGUGUAUAUCUUCCAGGUGUUUCUAGCUAAACGAUUCUAAAACGUCUAUACAGAAUACGAUGAAAAUGUCGCCGAACGAAGAAAGGGUAUCACCGACGAUAUGUCCUAAAGCAGAGACGGAUUGUAACAUGACGCUGAAGAAGAAUCGGUUGGCGAACGAUCAAUCGGCACAGAAUCAUAAAGCAACAAUCGAGAAGAACGAUGAGUCGAUUGAGAUUAAGUACGUACCGAGGAUAAAAUGGCUGGAUUUUAGCGCGCAAUUCUUCAUACAUGCCGGAUUUCUUUACGGGCUGUAUUUGGUGCUCACACAGGCAAAAUUGCUUACUUCGCUAUGGGUGUUUGUGACCAUUUAUACAUCUGGCUUUGGUAUUACGGCUGGCGUUCACAGAUUGUGGUCGCACAAGGCAUACAAAGCAAAAUGGCCCUUACGUCUAUUUCUAGUCUUCCUCUUCACAAUAACAGGACAGAAAGAUGUGUACACAUGGGCAUUGGAUCAUAGGGUACACCAUAAAUAUAGUGAAACCGAUGCAGACCCGCAUGACGCAAGAAGAGGUUUCUUUUUCGCUCAUGUAGGAUGGCUUUUUACAACACCCCAUCCUGACGUCGUCGCCAAACGCAAAGCGGUCGAUGUGAGCGAUCUAGAAGCGGAUCCCAUAGUUAUGUGGCAAAGAAGGUUAUAUAUACCUCUAUUUGCACUUCUAACCAUCGCACUACCAGUGGGAAUUCCUUGCUACUUCUGGUCGGAGUCGCUAUGGAUAUCAUUUUGGGUGAACUUCAAUUUUCGCUUCUGCAUCAAUUUGAACAUAGCCUUCUCUGUCAAUAGCGUGGCACACAUGUGGGGACAGAAACCUUACGAUAAAAACAUUUCGCCGGUGGAGAAUAUUGCAGUAUCAAUCGCGGCGCUUGGUGAAGGAUAUCACAACUAUCAUCAUGUGUUUCCAUGGGACUAUAAGACCGGUGAACUAGGCGAAUAUCCGUUCAAUCUUACUACCGCUUUCAUUGAUGCAUUCGCACGGAUCGGGUGGGCCUAUGAUCGGAAGCAUGUUUUGCCAAGUAUGAUUCGUCGUAGAGCAUACCGAUGUGGCGAUGGAAGUCACGUUUGGGGUUACGGCGAUGUUGACAUCUUGAAAGAAGAUCUAGAAGAAUUAGAUGUUAUGGACAAUCACGAGUUAUGAGACUGAAAAGUUCGAAAAAAUAUAUUGAGAAAAAGCAUUUUCUAAUAUAUCAUACGUGGACCAUGUAAAGUUUUUUGCAAAGAUUUGAGCUAAAGUAAUAUAGGGAUUUGAAAGUCUCUAUCUAUAACUUUAGAUUACU